Molecule: messenger RNA, 1123 nt
Organism: Pseudomyrmex gracilis
Lineage: Eukaryota; Metazoa; Arthropoda; Insecta; Hymenoptera; Formicidae
Gene: MED8
Product: mediator of RNA polymerase II transcription subunit 8
Exons: 6
Coding region: 151-927 (258 amino acids)
Biological process (GO): regulation of transcription by RNA polymerase II
Cellular component (GO): mediator complex; core mediator complex
Molecular function (GO): transcription coregulator activity; RNA polymerase II cis-regulatory region sequence-specific DNA binding
Source: RefSeq, a predicted model, not a curated record
GCAAUGCAUGCGAGCCACGCGCGAGCAGUUGGUAAAGCUAUUACGCGACGAAGAUAUUGAAAAAAAAACGUGGAGGCAGAAAAUAUAAAAUAAAAUAUAACACAGUGUAACUUCGCAUCAUAUAGUUACAUUUUAUCAAAAUAUCACAUAAUGCAAAGAGAGGAGAAACAAUUGGAUUCAGCUUUGGAGGCUAUCAUAAUGCGAGUGAACGAUCUCAAGACUGCGAUCGCCGCGAUGAUCUUCAAGCUGGAACACGAGUACGAAACUUUGAACUGGCCGAAUUUUCUCGACAAUUUUGCUCUCAUUUCGGGCCAUUUCAGUAGUCUCUCGAAGAUUCUCAGCCACGACAAAGCGCCGAAUCUCAGGAAUCUGACAGUUUUGCCGUUACGCUUAAGUCCAGAAAAGGAUGAAGAACUGCUUCGACUGACUGAAGGUAGAAUUCCUACGUUCGCACAUGACUUGGUUCCAGAUUACUUGAGAACAAAGUUAGAACCCCAAGCGGAACAGAAGAUGAUGCAGUUGGAAGCCAAAGCUGCGAAUGUUAACAUUGACACCUCACAUGACUACAAUAAACAACUGACACAGUACACAAAGGUAAUUAAUCAUGUGUUGGAAAUAACGAGUAAGGCACGUGAGGAAUGGGAGAGCGAGGCUGGAGCCAGGGCAACGCAAGCGCAGACUUACAGCACCGCAGACACUCACACCCUGUUAGGUGCAGUUUACGCCGGUAAAGGACUAAAGACUGAUUCUAUACAAAUGGUUCAAUCCGGUGUGAGCCCAGUACCUAAUAGCAUGAUGGUAGGCAGACCGGGCAAUCAGCAGCAGACACCAGGCUUGGGCAAUCCACCAAUGGGACAAAUGAACAAAGCUCCAAGUGCAAUAAAAACAAAUAUCAAAGCGGCAUCGCAAAUUCAUCCCUACAGAUAAGGAGUAUACAAUAUUUAUAAGAUUUAGAGACUAGUAAUAGUAAUAAUAAGAUUUAAAGACUAAUAAUAAUAAUAAUACACUGGUAUGUUCCUAAGAUUAAUUAAAAAAUAAGUUUCACCACAUGAUCUAAUUGAAUAUGUAAAUAGGAUCUAAGAAACUUUUUUUAAUAUACAUAUAAGAUGUGAAAAACUUGCCA